GUGCUAGCAGGGCUCUCCGCUUCCCCCCACCUGUACCAGGCCGGGCCUGCGGAGCCCGUGCUUGGCAGCCCACCCCGUGGCGACAGGACUCGGUGUUCCCGGCAGGUCCCCGCGCAGACAUCCAAGCCGGGGGUCAGGAGGCCCGGCGAGCCCGGGGGAGGGCGCGGGGCUCUGCGGCUCGGUCCCCGGGGUCCGCCCGCCUCCUGCACGCGUUUCUAGGCCCGGAAGAGGCCUGCCUAGCGGGAGGCGACGAGGAGGGGACGCCCGAUCUGGGGGCGGGCGACGCGCCAUCAGGCUAAGCAAUGGCAUUUCAGAAGGCGGUGAAGGGGACUGUUCUUGUGGGAGGAGGAGCUCUCGCGACUGUCCUGGGCCUCUCCCAGUUUGCUCAUUAUAGAAGGAAGCAAGUAAACCUGGCCUAUGUGGAAGCAGCAGAGUACCUUGCAGAACCUGUUAACAGGGAGCCUCCUUCCAGAGAAGCUCAGCUCCUGACUUUGCAGAACACAUCAGAAUUUGAUAUUCUUGUUAUUGGAGGAGGAGCAACAGGCAGUGGCUGUGCACUGGAUGCUGUCACCAGAGGACUAAAAACAGCCCUUGUAGAAAGAGAUGAUUUCUCAUCGGGGACCAGCAGCAGAAGCACUAAAUUGAUCCACGGUGGUGUGAGAUACCUUCAGAAGGCCAUCAUGAAGUUGGAUAUUGAGCAGUAUAGGAUGGUAAAGGAAGCCCUUCAUGAACGUGCCAACCUACUAGAAAUCGCUCCUCAUUUAUCAGCUCCAUUGCCUAUAAUGCUUCCAGUUUACAAGUGGUGGCAGUUACCUUAUUACUGGGUGGGAAUUAAGCUGUAUGACCUGGUUGCAGGGAGUAAUUGUCUGAAGAGUAGUUACGUGCUCAGCAAAUCCAGAGCCCUGGAACAUUUUCCCAUGCUGCAGAAGGACAGAUUGGUAGGAGCCAUCGUCUACUAUGAUGGACAGCACAACGAUGCACGGAUGAACCUUGCCAUCGCCCUCACUGCUGCCAGGUAUGGGGCUGCCACGGCCAAUUACAUGGAGGUAGUGAGCUUGCUCAAGAAGACAGACCCCGAAACGGGCAAGGAGCGGGUGAGCGGUGCACGGUGCAAGGAUGUCCUCACAGGGCAGGAAUUUGAUGUGCGAGCCAAGUGUGUUAUCAAUGCUACGGGACCUUUCACAGACUCUGUGCGCAAAAUGGAUGAUCAGAACGCUGCGGCGAUCUGCCAGCCAAGUGCCGGCGUCCACAUUGUGAUGCCUGGUUACUACAGCCCAGAGAGUAUGGGCCUUCUUGACCCUGCGACCAGUGAUGGAAGAGUUAUUUUCUUCUUACCCUGGGAAAAGAUGACCAUUGCCGGCACUACCGACACUCCCACGGAAAUCACACAGCAUCCAAUUCCUUCAGAAGAGGACAUAAACUUCAUUUUGAAUGAAGUGCGUAACUACCUGAGUUGUGAUGUUGAAGUGAGAAGAGGAGACGUCUUGGCAGCAUGGAGUGGCAUCCGCCCCCUUGUUACAGAUCCUAAAUCUGCAGACACCCAGUCCAUCUCCCGGAAUCAUGUUGUUGAUAUCAGUGAGAGUGGCCUUAUUACAAUAGCUGGUGGAAAGUGGACAACUUACCGGUCUAUGGCAGAAGAUACUGUGAAUGCUGCUAUCAAGAUUCACAACUUGAAAGCAGGACCAAGUAGGACAUCUGGGCUCUUCCUUCAAGGAGGCAAAGAUUGGAGCCCCACACUCUACAUCAGGCUUGUACAGGAUUAUGGGCUUGAGAGUGAGGUGGCACAGCACCUUUCCACCACUUAUGGUGACAAGGCUUUUGAGGUGGCCAAAAUGGCAAGUGUGACUGGAAAACGCUGGCCUAUUGUUGGAGUGCGUCUGGUGUCAGAAUUUCCAUAUAUUGAAGCAGAGGUGAAAUAUGGGAUUAAGGAGUAUGCUUGCACUGCCGUGGAUAUUAUUUCACGUCGGACACGCUUGGCUUUUCUCAAUGUUCAGGCUGCAGAGGAAGCCCUUCCUAGGAUAGUUGAGCUAAUGGGCAGAGAACUGAACUGGAGUGAUUCUAGGAAACAGAAAGAACUUGAAACAGCCAAGAAAUUUCUGUAUUAUGAAAUGGGCUAUAAAUCUCGAUCUGAGCAGUUAACAGAUCGCUCUGAAAUUAGCCUGCUGCCUUCAGACAUUGACAGGUACAAGAAGAGAUUUCAUAAGUUUGAUGCAGACCAAAAAGGUUUUAUCACCAUUGUUGAUGUUCAGCGUGUAUUAGAGAGUAUCAACGUGCAAAUGGAUGAAAAUACACUGCAUGAAAUUCUGAAUGAAGUAGAUUUGAACAAAAAUGGACAGGUUGAACUAAAUGAAUUUUUGCAGCUGAUGAGUGCUAUUCAGAAAGGAAGGGUGUCUGGAAGCCGGCUUGCUAUCCUGAUGAAAACUGCUGAAGAGAACCUUGACCGAAGAGUUCCAAUUCCCGUGGACCGUAGUUGUGGAGGAUUGUGAGUCUGACCAGUAAAUCCAUGCCAGACAACAUAGGGACAGCAACACCAUUUGACAACCAGAGAUGACUUAAACCACUCUAAAUAGUGGCUAUGGUAGCUGACCUUUUUUUUUUUUUUUUUUUUUUAACACUGGAAAACAUUCCAAAACUUCUAAGACAUUGGUGUAUUUACCAACCUAAUUUCCCAAUACUUUAUUUGAAUUUUCCCGUUGAUCUAGUUUCUAAAACGUAUAUUUUCUCAUCUUCAAUGCACAUUAAUUUAAUGUUUUGCAUUCAUCCUGUGACCUGUUAGACUUGACACUCUCCUUUUCUAUUCAUAUAUUUUGAAUAUUUCUGGAGGCAGAAUCUUUUGGACGAAAUUGGAGAAAGAAGCUGGAGAGACAACUUUGUAAUGCUCUCUCAGCUCUUAAGCUUGCAUUAGUUCUUAAAGAAUAAGAAACACCUGUUGCAAUGAUAGGGAUAUGGAGACUUCUUGGCUCUUUCUUCCUCCAGUUUGUCAGCCUCUGUCUUCUAAACCAUGCUGCCCAGUGUUAGGUUUGGAGCAUGGCUGGUUAAGCAGGAGAGGAAGGAAAAAAAAAUAGUUGAGGUCUGGUUUCGAUCUGGUUAUAAGUCUGAAAGAGAAAGUCUGAAGGCUUCCAGAAUCGCAGGUGUAAGAUAGGGACAGCACUGACAUUUGUGGGAGCUACAGUGAUAGUUUCAUCUCAGCAGUUCAGUUUUUUUCCCCACUCACUGCUGGUUUUCUUUAACUGUGAGAGUUGCCAGAAAUAUCCUUGCUUUUCUUACUUUAAAACUAGCAUUUAAGUGGUAAGUUGGAUAUAAUAGGAUGAGACCAAAUCUUUCCAGUCUUUACAGGAGUAAUAAUAUGAUGAUAGAAUUUUCAAGUCCUAUAUUUUGUAGCAGAUGGUAUUGUCAAACCAGUUCUUUUGGGGUAGUACUUGCAAACAGAUAAUAGGAUAAGAGUGAAUAGAUUUUAGUUAACUUUAAUUAUAAUUACCUAUUAGGUAAGGCACAACUAUUUAAUAUCUAAGAACAGUCUGUUUACUUGAAAGCCUUUCACUUUCUGUACUUAAUGGGAGAAAACGUUCUAAUUUUUUAAACAAUAACAAAAAAUAAAGAUAUGCAAGUACAUAUAUACUACACCAGUGCGCAUCAAAUUUAACAAUAAUGUGUCAAAUGAAAAAUACCAGUUUUGGAUGAUUUUGCUCUAUUUUGUUGGCAUUUUUAGGGAGUCAUCUUAAUAUUUGUUAUCCUUCUUUUGAAGCUAACUACUACUUUUUUAAAAGAUCAGGUUUUGUUUGAAAUAGGAAGGGCAAUCCUUAUUUCACAUUUAUUUUUUGGUCAGAUUGAAUUGUGUACAUGUAUAAAUUGGCACAUAAAACUCUUUUGUGCUAUCCUUUGUAUUUAUGUCAACUUUAUUGAUAUCUUUUUGCUUCAUUCAUGUGGACUAUGAGCCUGUCUAUCAUAAACUUGGAGGUUCACUUACCCAAGCUCCCACACAGCACAUCUGAAACAAAUAAGACCUACAGGAAAAGCAGCAUCUUAACUCAGAAAACUUAAAAAUAGAGCUAGUGAUGAUCCCAGGUGUCACUGUGAAUUUUCUAAGUGUGAUUUCUUUUUUACACUGACUUUCUAAAUUAAUGGAUACAUGUGGCUUUGCAACUUAGAGUUUUUCUAUCAAGAAAAUAAAUUUCACUGAGUAUAACCUAGUGACAUUAAAUAGGUGGAAAUGCUGUCCGUCAAAACAUCCCAGAUGAUGUGACAGUGUUGUACAUGUAUACUUUCUCUCUCUUUCUCUCUUUUCUAGUUAGAUCAAGAUAACCGUGGCUUGUAUCCUCCCCGAUUGUCUUACAGUAGGGAUUGGGUUUAGAAUGCGACUUACUUAGGCAGAUAUGUGCUUGCAAAGCAGGUCUUGCUUUUGAAUGUUUUGCUAUGAGGGAAGUUCCUUUAAGGACAAAGAAGACCGCACUUUUCUUCAUUUGAGCAUAUCUGCUUUUGCUAAAAAUCUGCUAAUUCUAAAGCAGGCUCCUUCACCAAUCCUAGAGAUUCGUUUUGCAUGAACUGGUUUCAAGUCAUUACUGGGAAUAAAGCACCCAGCAUUUUGUAUAAGUUUAAUUAAAUCUGUACAGCUUUAAAAUUUUUUAAACCUGACUUCAGAAAAGGUGAAAAGACACAAGGGAAUAAGCACCUUCAAAACCCAUUCUGAAUACAAAACAACAUUUUUUACCUUCUUUUCAUGUAAAACUAAUACCAGUUGACUUGUUGAGGUGUUGGGCUGGGUGUGCAGGGGUCACCUUUCUGUAACCAAAUGUUUUAGUUUAAGAGCCUUUCAGGGGAUUCAGGUGAAGGAACCGCAACUGUGUGGCAAGUUGGAUAUUCCUUUAACUAGCCUCUACUUCAGUUGUCAUAAUAGUAAUAAUGCUGGAUUUCUGUUCGUUUGUUUAACUGAGCCAAGAUUGUCUGCCUCAUAUCUGUCAUGCUGCAAUAUCCAUGCUUUCAAUUAGUUUAUACUGAGUGUAACUAAGAUUUCUGCUAGUAAGUGCAUGCAUCUUGUUCUGCCUCAGUUUCUGGCUUGAUUUUUAUCUGUUUUAAAAUAUGCAGCUUCCUCUCUUGUACAACAAAAGUUUUAUUGUAAUUUUAUGAAAUAUGGGGUCAUCAUUGAUUUUUUUUGUUCCCUUUUUAUGCUUCUGUGAAGACUCUUUUGCAUAUGAAUGUAACCCCAUAUUGAAGUCCGUGAUGCUGUAACUUGCACUGUUUUGCAUUAUAUAAACCUUUUCUGAAGAGCAAAUAAAAGCCCUUAAAAAAGUUUUUAAAGAAUAUCAGGAAUUAGCACAGUACUGGAGUGGACAUUCUCACUGCAUGUUUUCUUAUUGUGGCACCUUUAUGUGUUGUAUUGGGUUAUUGUUCUAGAUUGGACUGUUAAAUACUAUGUUUGAGGCUGGGUUGUCAUUUUUAUAACUGUCUUGGUAUUUUAUCACCAUUAUUUAUUACUUUUGAUAUACAGAAUGAGCUGCAUGCAUUUAUAGAGCAGUAAGAGGAUAUAUUUAAUGUGCCUUGUUUUUAACUGAAUAAGAAGGAAAGCAUGAAUCAAUAAAACUGAUUAAAAUGGUG
Molecule: messenger RNA, 5592 nt
Organism: Jaculus jaculus (lesser Egyptian jerboa)
Lineage: Eukaryota; Metazoa; Chordata; Mammalia; Rodentia; Dipodidae
Gene: Gpd2
Product: glycerol-3-phosphate dehydrogenase 2
Exons: 17
Coding region: 303-2486 (727 amino acids)
Biological process (GO): glycerol-3-phosphate metabolic process
Cellular component (GO): glycerol-3-phosphate dehydrogenase (FAD) complex; mitochondrion
Molecular function (GO): calcium ion binding; glycerol-3-phosphate dehydrogenase (quinone) activity
Source: RefSeq, a predicted model, not a curated record